Messenger RNA from Eutrema salsugineum, 527 nucleotides. RefSeq lists its product as uncharacterized. NCBI's taxonomy places the organism in Eukaryota, Viridiplantae, Streptophyta, Magnoliopsida, Brassicales, Brassicaceae. The record is from RefSeq and is a predicted model, not a curated record. Bases 96 to 503 code for a protein of 135 amino acids. The transcript has a single exon.
CACUCCAUUUCCAUUUCCCUACAUAAACCCUCUUAAGCUCAAAGACACCGACCCACAAACCCUCGAACGCAAUCUUGCCUUUUUGAGCCACAUCAAUGGCUCACACCAUUCCACCACCAUCUAAAAAACAGCCGCAUACAGUUUUGAGUUUAGCCGCAGCAAAAAAUCUUCUGGAUGGAUUUUCUGUGUUUGCUUCUCGUUCCAAGAGGAAGCUUCGUCGUUGGACUUCUUGUUAUGGCUCUCGAGAUCAUGAACCUGUUAUACAUCUCCAAAAUGACAUGACCAUGAUGAUGAUGAACAAUGGUAGUGUUUAUGAUCCGUACAAUGGCGAACCAAGCAUGCUGCUGAGUGGGGAUCAGAGACGAGGUCCGUUGUGGCAGAAGAACAUUCUCAUGGGAGGAAAAUGCCAGCUUCCAGAUUUCUCCGGCGUUAUCUUGUAUGAUUCGGAAGGACUUGUUGUUCCUCCGGCCAAGAACUCUCUUCCUCUUCUUACCUGGAAGUAAAAAAGAAAUAAGAUAGAUCCCUAA